Cynoglossus semilaevis (tongue sole) is the source of this 2433-nucleotide messenger RNA. RefSeq names its product macrophage mannose receptor 1. Lineage: Eukaryota; Metazoa; Chordata; Actinopteri; Pleuronectiformes; Cynoglossidae. The coding region runs from base 330 to 1469 and encodes 379 amino acids. The transcript has 8 exons. The record is from RefSeq and is a predicted model, not a curated record.
AGUGUUUAAGUCGUGGCAUCAAAUUAAACAAAAUUUCUUACUUUUUUCCCCCCAAUCAGGGCUGAUAAACAUUUUCUGGAUUUUUUUUUUUUUUUUUUAAUUGUACGCAGACACACACACACUGUCUCUUUCGCACUUGUUUUCAUGUUCUUUUUGUUUAUUUUGAGUAGAAAUGUUAUUUCUGAGAAUCAUUUUUGUUUUUGUAAUAAAAUUAAAAGAAAUUGUUUGUCUUCACCUAUGUGUUGCCUCUUUCAUUGCUCCAGAUGUCAUGACCCCUUCUGAUUCAAGGUCACCUUGAUCUGUUAAGGCCACUGACCCUAGGGGUAAAAAUGUCAGCGGAAGAAGAUUCGAACUGGUAUGAACUGGUUUUCUUGACCAAAGACGCUGACAGAUGGGUCUCGAAGAGCCAACAGGGAAAAAUGGACAUGGAUACGCAACACUAUUCCUUCCUGUUUCUUACAGGUCUUUGUGUCCUCAUCCCCUGCCAUCCUCUCCAGUAUCACUUCAUCAAUACCCCUCUUUCCUGGUUGAAUGCCCAAAAAUACUGCAGGUCACAGUUCAGAGAUCUGGCCACAGUCUUUGACGUGGAGGACAUGAAUCUUCUUGUGAACACGGCUCAGGACUCCAGUGGAGGAUUCACCGCAAGGGCCUGGAUAGGGCUGUACGACAACCUCACAAGCUGGAGGUGGUCAUUCACAAACAGCAACUAUUACCAGGGUUACGGGAUGAAUUACAGACAGUGGGACUUCGGCCAACCAGACAACUUGUUUGGGGACCAGAUGUGUGUGAGGAUGUGGAGCCGAGGGAAAUGGGAAGACUCAAACUGCUUCCUGAGGAACUCCUUCAUCUGCUACGAUGAUACUGCCAGGGACGACAAGCGUUUCACUUUUGUGGCCCAGGAGAUGAGCUGGCCUGAUGCUCAGCAAUACUGCAGGAGACACUACACAGAUCUGGCCAGUAUUAGAAACCAGGACGAGAACAACCAAAUUCAAUAUUUGGCCAACAACAUGGGGGUCUGGAUUGGACUGUACAGGACGCGGGAUUGGUCAGAUGGUCGUGACUCCAAAUUUCGCUACUGGGCUAUCGGACAACCAGAUAACUUCCAAGAGUCGCAGAAUUGUGUCACAACUCAUCUGGGCAACGCAGGCCGGUGGUCCGAUGACUACUGCAGUGCACAGCUAGCAUUUGUCUGCUAUAAAGAAGAUGAACGGUCAGGUACGAUACCUGUGUCCAGCACCACUGCUGUGACUCCUGACAAAAUAACUUCAGCUAAGGCGGCGCAGGUGUUAACCGCCUCCAAACAGUUGGAGCACGUAAUUCACUUGGAAGUCACAUUCACCUCCAAGGAACUGAUCAGUGAAGAAAAUGUGAAAGAGUUGGUGGAUGCUGAGUUUCACCAACGUCUGGUAGAAAUGGGACUUCCUGAGAACAUCAAGCUCAGCCUGAAGAAAAUUGAGAAAGUUACUUAAAACACACAUGGAUCAGAAACUGGACAAUCAGGAUGUCCAGUAGAUGUGAUGGUUGUCUGACAACCUGCUCUGGUCACAUCAUGAAGAGAUAAAAACAUUUGUCAGAAUAUGUAAAAUGUUGCUUAAAAGUUGGAUUUUAAUGCAAUUUUCUGAAUGUGUUCUUCUAUGACUCUACUUUGCUGUUGUAUGUCAGCCUCAAACAAAUGUUGCAUCUUUACAAUACUGAAUUUUCCUGGUAUUUGGUGCUCUGUAACAUUUUUGUCUGCAGCUUUCACUGACUCUGGUUCUGGUGUAGUAGUUAACAGCAAAAAGAAGUUGCUACUGGUUUAGAAAUACACAAGAGUGAUGUAAAGUGUUGUUUGUUUUGGGAUCUCAGCAAUAACAUUAUUGUGUUAACCUCUGUCAGAGAAUUUUAAAUUCCAGCCUGAACCUCUGGCUAUCACACCAUGUUAAUAGGACAACUUUAAGCUGAACCUUAAAGUUUAAUUUCCUUCAGUCAAUUUCCAAGUGUCGUAUGUGCAAAAGCAUUGGUUUUGCCAAAAAUACUACCAGAAAUUAAGAAACAGUCCAUUGCGGUAGAUUGCUCAAUGUGUAGAUGUUUUAUAGAAACAAAGUAUUUUACAGCUGUGCUAUGAACCCAACAGAAGGCAGUACAUGUUUGUGUUGCAUCUGUUUUUAUAACUUUUUGUAAGUUAGGAAAAAAGACCCAUUUCUCAAAAUUCUUUAUUGAUCACAACCAAGCACACAGGUCAGGAAGUCAGUUCUGCCUGACAAAUUAUUCAUUAUAUUAAUGCACAGAAAACCAAAAAUGUCUCUUGUACAAAUCUUGACCUAGAGAAACAGCUUCUCAACAAGCAGCAAACUCAGUGAUGUGAUGAAUGGUGUUGGACAACAGUCCUACAGUAAUGACUGAGUUUCUUUCCAGCACUAUCACAAGAAGAGAGGUUUGUUAAAUAAAAAAAAA